UUGGGAUUUCAUUCCGCCAGAGACGGCUUCCUUUGAAUUUUGAAAGCUUCUAUUUUUCAUUCGGUUCUCGGAUCAAACAUGAAUGCGUUAGCGGCAACCAAUAGAAAUUUCAAGUUGGCAGCACGCCUUCUGGGUUUGGAUUCAAAGCUCGAAAAGAGUUUACUCAUUCCUUUCAGAGAAAUCAAGGUUGAGUGCACCAUACCCAAAGAUGAUGGCAGUUUGGCCUCUUUUGUUGGAUUCAGGGUUCAGCAUGAUAAUGCUAGAGGCCCAAUGAAAGGAGGAAUUAGAUACCACCCAGAGGUUGAUCCAGAUGAGGUGAAUGCUCUAGCACAACUUAUGACUUGGAAGACAGCCGUAGCAAACAUUCCAUAUGGUGGUGCUAAAGGGGGUAUAGGGUGUGAUCCAGGGGAACUAAGCAUUUCUGAGCUAGAGCGACUUACCAGAGUUUUCACACAGAAGAUUCAUGAUCUAGUUGGAGUACAUACAGAUGUUCCAGCACCUGAUAUGGGAACUAAUCCCCAGACAAUGGCAUGGAUACUGGAUGAGUACUCAAAAUUUCAUGGCUACUCACCUGCAGUUGUGACUGGAAAACCUGUUGAUCUUGGUGGAUCUUUGGGAAGAGAUGCAGCUACUGGAAGGGGAGUACUUUUUGCAACACAGGCCCUGCUUCAAGAAUAUGGAAAGAGCAUCUCCGGCCAACGAUUCGUCAUACAGGGGUUUGGAAAUGUCGGUUCCUGGGCAGCCCAACUCAUCAACGAAAAUGGUGGGAAGAUUGUUGCAGUAAGUGACAUUACUGGAGCCAUAAAGAAUAGCAAUGGAAUAGACAUACCAAGAUUGCUUAAACAUACCCAUGAGAAUCGAGGAAUCAAAGGUUUCAGUGGUGGAGACCCCAUUGAUCCAAAGUCAAUACUGGUUGAGGACUGUGACGUUCUUAUUCCUGCAGCCCUUGGCGGUGUCAUCAGCAGGGAAAAUGCAAAUGAGAUAAAAGCCAAAUUCAUUAUUGAAGCUGCCAACCAUCCAACUGACCCAGAGGCUGAUGAGAUAUUAUCAAAAAAAGGUGUUAUAAUCCUUCCAGACAUAUAUGCCAACUCAGGUGGAGUUACUGUGAGUUAUUUCGAGUGGGUUCAGAAUAUUCAAGGGUUUAUGUGGGAUGAAGAGAAAGUGAAUAAUGAACUAAAGACAUACAUGACAAAAGGUUUAAAGGAUGUUAAAGAGAUGUGUAAGACUCACAACUGUGAUCUUCGUAUGGGAGCCUUCACCUUAGGAGUCAACCGGGUUGCUCGUGCAACUGUCCUCAGAGGUUGGGAAGCCUGAGAUGAAGUACUGCAAAGACCAUGAAGAUUAAGCAGCAUUGCACUGGGAAAGCAUUCCUCUUGUCCCCUAUGACUUACCAAUAAUUUUUCUAUUUUAUGUAUGCUAGUUUCGUUUUAAGGCUUUAACUUUUUGUCAGCAACUUCUUCUUUUUUAUUUAUAAGAAGGCAGAAGGCAACCAGAUUCAAAUGAGGGAACAGAUGUUGAUAAUUGCACCUUU
Molecule: messenger RNA, 1531 nt
Organism: Telopea speciosissima
Lineage: Eukaryota; Viridiplantae; Streptophyta; Magnoliopsida; Proteales; Proteaceae
Product: glutamate dehydrogenase 1
Exons: 10
Coding region: 79-1314 (411 amino acids)
Biological process (GO): L-glutamate catabolic process
Cellular component (GO): mitochondrion
Molecular function (GO): L-glutamate dehydrogenase (NAD+) activity
Source: RefSeq, a predicted model, not a curated record